AUGAUGAGCGACGGGUUAGGCAGCUCAGCCACGGCCUCGGCAAGUCCUCAUGAUGAUGGGAAAUCGAAAGAGCUUCAAUCAACGAUCCAAGAUUUUCCAGUCUCUUAUCCUGGUCUCUCCUAUGGUCUUGACACUGUCUCGGCCAGUCUUCGACCACUUGGCGAUUCGAUAGUCCCAGCUUUUGCCGAUUUCGUAGCUGCUGAGGGAGCGUUUAAGAAGAUCAAAGCUGAAUCGGUUGGCGUCUUUUCGACCAGUCUCGGCGCUGUGCCAAGCACACCAGCAAGUAUCUCGAGACGUCGACAUCGCACAACAUUCACUCAAGAGCAACUGGCUCAACUCGAUACAGCUUUCCAGAAAAGUCAUUAUCCGGAUAUUUAUGUGAGAGAAGAGCUUGCUCGAGCCACUGGUCUCAAUGAAGCUCGGAUACAGGUUUGGUUUCAAAAUCGACGAGCCAAACAUCGGAAACAAGAGAAACAACUGAAUAAGGCAAUUAAUCCAUUCAACACGAGUCAAGCGGGUUCAAUUAUGAGACAAGGAGUGUAUCCAGGAGCUGCUUUUGGAGCCGUCCCUGGACGAGACGCGUUUUGGUAUCCAUCGUAUCCCCGUCAAAUGCCCUAUCCAACAGCCACUCCUCCCUACUCAACGUCCACAUUCCCAAAUUCGAUUACAAAUUUCUCGCAAUCGAUCGCCUCAUUUUCGACAAGCGGCGGCACCGGCGAUGAUGAUUUCUAUCAGAAAUCGCUUCUCUCUCGAAUGUCGGCUUGUCAAACGGCGGGCGUGCAAAAUCUGACGAAUGCCUCACUUUCGAAUAACAUCAGCAAUCAGUUGAAUUAUCAACAGCCU
Messenger RNA from Mesorhabditis belari, 843 nucleotides. Lineage: Eukaryota; Metazoa; Nematoda; Chromadorea; Rhabditida; Rhabditidae. The record is from the annotation of a GenBank genome assembly.